Molecule: messenger RNA, 1919 nt
Organism: Somion occarium
Lineage: Eukaryota; Fungi; Basidiomycota; Agaricomycetes; Polyporales; Cerrenaceae
Source: the annotation of a GenBank genome assembly
GGCGAUCGAUCACUGCUCCAAGCGCGCAGUAGUACUGGUUGUCUUCGUCUCCGCACGGUCACUUUGACGCAAAUCACUAUCACACCCGAUGAACUUCUUAGACACAUACGACAUCUCAACUCCAACUACACCUCCUGCUGAGACACAGCAGGCGGAGCAGAGCUUGAAUGAGGAAGUGACCCAAGUAGUGGGCCAACUGAGCAGAUUCUGGGGUGGUUUCCGGAAACAAAGUCAAGCUGCAUUUGAGGCUGCCAAGAAAGACCUGACAGAGGUUGUAUCUCAGGCGCAGAGCGAAAUCACUAAGCUCACCUCGGAAAUACCUACGUCCACAUCAACGUCCGAAGUCACCCCUCGUCACACAGAUGAAACAUCAACAGGGGAGCAUAUCCCGGAAACCUCGCAGGAGGAGUCUGUAGAUGACACAGUUACACCCGAACAGGAUACUUCUACUAGUGCAGGUCCUUCACAGAGCGGACAUACUCGCUCAGAGUCACAGAAUCUAUUCUCACGACUACAAGCUUCUCUACCCCCGACUCUAGUUUCCACCAUUCAGAGUCAGCUUCCCGAGGCGCUGAAGCAACCAGCAUCCAUCGAUUUUACACAGUUGCGAACCACCCUUACCUCGGAAUUCCAAAGAGUCCAAGGCGUCACACGAUCUCAGGCCGAGGAAUAUGUACAUAAGAGCGAGAGCCUACUACGUGAGGCUGGAGAAUUCCUGAAGGAGGCUGUUAAAGUGGUCCCACCAGAGGAAGGCGGUUCCGUUGCUCCCGCUGGUGCACUCUGGGAUGGCACAGAUAUCUGGAUGUUGCCAGAAAUGGGGCUGUCAUCCACUACUUCGAAGGGCAAAGGGAAGGAGCGAGAGCGCACUUCCACAUCUUCCGGAAGACCGUCGAUAGAUGGUCUCAGAGCCGUUGCUACUAGGGCGGAAGCGCUGCUAAAGCAGCUCAAGCAUGACCCUGAAGUGCUCAGAGUCGAUCCCUCUGCGGAUGAGAAGGCAAGCAAGUUAUUCGAGGCAUGGAAACAGGGUAAGGUGGCUACAAAGGAAGGCGGGAUAGCUGGGAACGAAUGGCAAACCGCCAUUCAGGCGGCUUUGGAUGACGCUGCCGAUAGGGAGGCAUUGAAGGCUACGAUAGAUACGCUAGUACCUUCAGAUAUCUCCGAGCAAGAGUUCUGGACGCGGUAUUUCUUCCGAGUUCACCAGGUUGAACAAGAGGAAGAAAGAAGAAAGGCCUUGAUCCAAGGCACGAUCGAGAAUGAGGAGGAUUUCAGUUGGGAAGAUGACGAGGACGAAGCAACGUCCCCGACAACUGCCAAGCCAAAGUUGCAGGAUGUCAAGGCCGAGGGUAUCGAGCGUAGCUCUGACUUGGCUGGAAGUCUGUCAACGCUGAAGGCAACAUCGGACAAGCCAGACGAUCAUUUGCUCUCGCCUGACUUGCAGGAUUCAAGGCGGCAGAGCAGCGAAGACAGCUACGAUGUCGUAUCUUCUCAAGUUAGCACCAAUGGUGAAACCAAAGUUGAACGGACCGAAAAAGAUAAGGGAUCGCGGGAAGAUGAUGCAGAUAGUGAUUGGGAAUGAACUAGUAGAUGUCUUGUGUACGAUGGUCUUGUUUGCACCUUUGGAGUGAGUACAGUAUAUCGCAGCACCUCGACAGUGAUUUACCUGCCACUUGGGCCCAGCGCUGCACGCAAUCUGUUGCGAGGAACAUCUUUUGUGGUAAAAUUCUAAAAUUCCCCGAGCAAAAGAGAAAAACAUACAUGUUUAGUUACAUGCCUGAGUACGAUGGACAUGUCCGGGAUUGAACCGGACCCCUCUCGCAUGCUAAGCGAGCGUGAUAACCAACUACACCACAUGCCCAUAUCAACAUUUUCUUCUUAAAAUCUAAAUGUUAUGGAGGUGCGAAUAAUUGAAGUUUCCUGGG